This is a messenger RNA of Podarcis lilfordi (Lilford's wall lizard), 29511 nucleotides long. The record is from the annotation of a GenBank genome assembly. Lineage: Eukaryota; Metazoa; Chordata; Lepidosauria; Squamata; Lacertidae.
GCCCUGGCGACGUUUGUGAGGAGAGGCGGGCGCCAUGUUAGCGCAGGCUCGGCAGCUGCCGCCGCCGCGGCAACGUACCAGGAAGGAGGCGGAGACGCCGGAACAGCUCCGGCUGCCGGAGAAGCCGUUGGGGCUGGCGAGGCGGCGGGUGGCAGCCGAGGGCGGCGCUGGUGCGGUUGGUCUGAGGGGCGGCUGCUGAGGCGGCGGCGGGCGAGGCAGCCGCCCGGCCUGAGGGAGAAAGAGAGAGAGAGAGAAAAGCGCAGGAUGUCGGCUUCCUCCGCGUCGUCGCUUCCCGCGAGCGCCGCUUCCUCGGAGGGGAAAGGGCUCCCCCGGGGCUGAGGCGCUCCCUCGGCGCCUUUCCCGUCCAGGCCUCCUCCUCCUUCGCCCGGCCUGAGGCCUCGCCGCAAAGGGGUGGAGGAGGAGGAGGAGGAAAAGGAGGCCUCCUUUCCUGCCCCGCUGCCGCUGCCCAGGCCGGCCUGCCCGCCCGCCCGCCUCCCCCCGAGGCCGCCGGUGGAAGAUGGCGUGGGUGCUGAAGAUGGACGAAGUGAUCGAGUCCGGCCUCGCGCACGACUUCGACGCCAGCCUCUCCGGCAUCGGGCAAGAGCUGGGCGCCGGCGCUUAUAGCAUGAGGUGGGUCGGCCCCUCGGCAAGCGGGGUGGAAGAAGCGGGGAGGGAGCGGAGCUGGGCCGCGCCAGGGCGGGCAAGUGGGUGGCCCUCCCUUCGGUGGAGCAGCGGCGCGGCGCCUCCUCUGUAUCUCUCUUAGUUUUUUUAAAUGCUUUUCAGGUUUAUACAUUUCACUAAUUUUACAAGCUUUUUAACAUUUCAAAACUCGACUUCCUUCCCCCUCUUUCUGCGGUUCCUUAAAUUUAUUUUUGGCAUAUUCCAAAUUAACUUAAUUGGCUCAUUUGGUCAUCUACUUUAAAUAUAUGCUGUUAUGAAACCGCAGGUUAUUACAAUAAUCCUGCCAAUGUUCUUAUAUGUUUACAGUUUAUCUGCAAAAUAUCCAGUAAACCAUUUCCAUUCUUUUAUAAAAAAAUUAUCUUGAUUUCCUAUUCUUCUGGUAAGUUUCGCCAUUACUGCAUAUUCCAUAAGUUCUUGUAUCCAUUCAUCCUUUGCUGGGACUUCUGCUUCUUUCCAUUCUUGCCGUUGUAGUAGCGUACAUGAAUAAGAUUCUGUACAGUUUAGGUUGUUCUUUCCCUACAAUUCCCAAAAGAAAGGCAUCUGGGUUUUUUUUUUACAAGCGUUAUUUUAAACAUCCUUUUCCAUUCAUUAUACUGUAUAUCAUUUCCCACUAAGCAUUAACCUUACUAUAAGGGAGCUGUCCUCUGGGGCUUGGGAGUCCCGCUCUCACGGAAAGAGCUGCGCCUACUGCUCUAUGGUAACUUCAGGUGCACGUGUAUAUGCCUUCUUCCUCCAGGCGGCCUUGACUCUGAUACCUUGCCUGUUGUUCGAUCAGGAGGGAGGGAGGAAGGGAUCACAGCCUUUGCCAAGAUAUCCGAUGGGAGGGUGUUCCACAGGGUGGGUGCCACUACCGAGAAGGCCGUCUGCCUUGCUCGGUAGUGGCACCCACCCUGUGGGACACCCUCCCAUCAGAUGUCAAGGAAAUAAACAACUAUCUGACUUUUAGAAGACACCUGAAGGCAAUCUUGUAUCGGGAAAUUUUUAAUGUCUAAUGUUUUACAAUAUUUAUGUGUUGUAAGCUGCCCAGAGUGGCUGGGGAAACCAUUACAUUACAUUGUGCCUUGGUUUUCAAACAUUUGAGAAGUCAAAUGGACUUCUGGAAUGGAUUAAGUUUGGUGCUUUUGUUUUUGCUAUUUUGCGUUUUUGUUUUGCGGAUUUUCGGUUAAUUUGUUUUUGCGGAACCCAGUUCAGCUACUGAUUGAUUAGUUGUGUGACUGCGGAAAUGGAUAAAGCCCCCCCCCCCAUUCCAAACAAUGACUGUCAUCAGUGCAGGUAAGAAAAAAUUAAUUUUAAUUUUUAUCAUCUACAAUAAUGUCUUAUUUACUUUAUAGUAUAGUACAUUAUUGCUUUCAUUUUAUGGAUUAAUGAGCUCAUUAGAUAGCAAAAUUCAUGUUAAAUUGCUGUUUUAGGGGUUGUUUUUCAAAGUCUGGAACGGAUCAAUCCAUUUUGCAUUACUUUCUAUGGGAAAGCAUGCCUUGGUUUUGGAACGCUUUGAUUUUGGAACAGACUUCCAGAAUGUAUUAAGUUUGAGAACCAAGGUACCAGUGUAGUAAUAAUUUAGACCCCGCCCAUCUGGCCACACUGGGCAGCUUACAGCACAUAAAAAUAAGAUAACAAUAGUUCAGGUAGACUGGGUGCUGUUGGUAAAAGAAAUCUCCAUUCUACACUUUUUCCCCCAGAGGCUGCUGUUCACAUUUGCAUUUUGCUUUAAAGCCCUGAUGAUGCUGCAGCAAGUACAAAUUUCAAAAGUGCUUAGUUUUUCCUCUUUCUUUUUAAACGGACAGUGUGUUGUAUCUAAAAUGUCCUGUAUCUUUAGUAUAGGUGAGAUAUGCCUUCCAUUUUAUUCUUCAGGUGUGGCAUUAUUCCAAGUUGUGUUGUUCGCUUUUAAAUUGCAUGUUAGGCUGUGCUCUAAUUGUCUGUUUGUUUUUUACUGUGAAUUGAAGAAAGGGCUCUGAACUAAGUCCUGCAAAAACUUAAACAAUAAAUUCCAAUAAAGCCAAUGUGGUGUAUUGGUUGGUUUAAGAUUAAGUCAAGGGAGACCAGGGUUCAAAUCCCCAUUUGUUCAUGGAGCUCGCCGAGUGACCUUGGGCCAGUCACUGUGUCUCAGCCUAACUUUUCAGGGUUGUAAAACUAAAAAGAGGAUGAGAGAACCAUAUAUACCACCCUUGAGCUCCUUAGAGAAAAGGUGAAAUAUGAAAAUAUGAAGAGGAAGAAGAAGAAGAAGAGACUCCCACCACAAUAAUAGUCAAAUAAGCCAACAUUACUAACAGACAUUUUAAAUUCCAAUUUGAAACUAAUAACACUAGAAUAUUUGGCUACUUAUGGGACGGGUGAGUGGGUUCAUUCCACACCAGGGCAGAGGGGAGAAGAGAAUCAGACGCUGAACCUUGUUUCCCUUAGCUGGGUGUACUGUAUGUGUUUGACAACUGAAUUGUUUUACUGGUGGUGGUGGUGGUUGAUGUGGUGUAAAGUUCACUUUUCAAGCAAUAUGCUUACUAAAGCCAUUAACAGCAGCAAUUCUAUAUAAACAUCCAUAUCAAGCAAUCCACAGCAUCUAGGUAUAAAAUGCAAAAUGCAGAGGAGGAAAAAACACUGUCUGUUUUUAACAGGUUAUUUAAACUACUAAGGGUUUCUGCAGAUCUUAGCUGGAUGGAAAGGGACUUGCAUAGUUGUGGCGGGGUUGGGGGGACUAUUGAGAAUGCCUUCUCAAGUUUCUGCAUACCAGAUUCCAAGCGAAUGCAGCACUCUCAAGAGAAUCCCCACCAGUUCUCAGUGUCUGGGGCAGGUGUAUAUGGGAGAAAUCCUUCCAUUAGAUACCUAAAUUCUGAGACAGGCUUUGCUUUGCUUGUCAACACAAGUAAAGUGAACUUAACAUAAUAGUUUCUAGGCAGUCAGUGCAACUCCUUCAAAACUGGUGUAAUGCAUUCCUAAGUAGGCUACUCCAUUUAACUGCCUAGCCAUUAGCUCCAGCUUCUCAACCUACCUUAAGGGUAGCUCUACCUAGAAGUGUGGUACAAUAAUCCAUUCUUGAGAAUACCAUGGUGUGGAUCACUGUGGCCUGGCUAUCCCUGUCCAGGAAUGGCCAUGGCUGGCAUACCAGCUGAAGCUGGUAAAAAGUACUUUUUGCCACUUGCACCUCCACCAAUAGUGAUGGCUCUAGGUGCAUCCCAAGCUAUGUACCUCCUUCAGAGACAGUGUAAUCUCAUGCAGAACAAGGAAGCCUAUUCAGUUCCUGGACAUGGGAAUUACCUAUACACAGCAGCUUAUGAGGAUCCAGCCAACAAUGGUAUCCAAACACUGGUUUGUUAUACUUGCUCAGAUUAGUCUUCACAUUUUUAAUCUAUUUGCCACUGCAGUUCCCACCACCACCACCAUCCAUGAUCUCUGGAGUGCACAAAUUUGGAGCGGCUUUGGGAGCCAGCCCAAAGUUGUGGUUGCCACCAAUCUCUGCCAAUUCAGGAAGGACUGUGAUAUUAUUGGUUUUGAAGCUGACUUUCGGAGAGACUGGGCAGCAGCAAGUUCUGAUAUUUCUGAAGCACAGUACAGUCAGGGAUUUGUCUUGCCUUCACUUCGGGCCAUCUAAACAAAACAGUCACUGUUGAGGGGCAGUCAAGGACCUCAUGACAUACAUAUAUAAAAAGGUAAAGGUACCCCUGACUAUUAGGUCCAGUCGUGGAUGACUCUCGCUCUAUAGGCCGAGGUAGCCGGUGUACAGCUUCCGGGUCAUGUGGCUAGCAUGAUUAAGUCGCUUCUGGCGAACCAGAGCAACGCACAGAAAUGCCUUUUACCUUCCUGCUGGAGCAGUACCUAUUUAUCCGGAACUGUUAGCAUAAAUGUCACUGGAAUUUCAUUCAAGUGUAAUAAUCUCUUUCCUCAUCUGUAGUUAUCAAUGUUUCCAGUAUGCCAAGGCCUGAUCUGUAUAACUUGACCUUUAUAACUAUGUAACUUGAUUAAACUAGUACGUAAGCCACACACUUCUAGGAAUUUGGCCUUUUCUGAUGAAGUAAUCAAAUAGUAGAUUAAGUUAUUUAUUCUUUAUGUGAAGAAUGGCUGUUGCACUUCCCUCCCUCCCUUCCAGUCCAUUUUUGCUUCUGUGUUAUGUCAUUUUAUAUUGCAAGCCUGAGUGCAGAUACCCUUUUUCUCUGGAGCCAUUUUGGCUAACAGGUGGGAUAAAAAUUAAAUAAAUUCUAAGAGAAUCUGUGUAAACUAUAGCUAUGGAUUGCUUUUUUAUUUUGACAAGAAUACAUGGCUAUAUGCCCUGCUUCCACAUUUCUUUAGCCCUUUCUUUUUCUUUUGAGGUACUAGUUAUGUCACAAUCUCUUUUGUUAGUUUGAGGUUAUCAUCAGGUAUCUAAAGUAAGAACCUUGUUGCGUGAUUUUUUUUUCCUUUUUCUGGCAAUGAUGCAAGUGGAAUGAUUCCCCCCCCCCCUUAAACAGGGUUGGGGUUUUUUAGAGCAAGCUGAUUGAACCUUUGUGGUGAGUUUUGGGAGUCAUCAGAUAUUGUUCAGUAGUUGAAAUGUCUGUCUAGGACGAAGUAGUUCAUAUAUUGCAGAGAAAUCCUAGUGACUAAAUUGGUCCCCUAGUGUUAGUACUUCAGAAUAACCUUCCAGAACAUUCAGAUAACCACAGAUGGUAAGUAGCAAGAAGGUGACUUCUUAGGUAACUCAGCUCUGUUUUCAGUUAAGAUUUCGUCAAGAGUAGCCAGUACCUUGGGUUUCACUUGCAUCUGUGGCUCACUAGCUGAUAGAUCAGUUAACACUUGUUGGCUUGCACUCUUUAUAGACUGAAGUUUUCUCUAUACUAGAUAAAUGGUGUUCGCUUUUUGUUCACAUGAUUUAAGGCAGGCUUUUGUAAACUGGAUUGGUGCAUAGUGUAGUUCCCAACUACCUGAUAUGAGCUAAAACUGCUGUUUCAGUAAGAUUUCAAUAUUGAAUUGAUAAAAAAAAUUAAAAAUGAGAGUCGCUCUUUCUCUUGUUUCUAAUGCUAUCUGAAGUUGAAAAAUGUGAUUGUAGUGCAGCUUCUGGCGUUGACAUAUCAUUUGUAAAUCCUGCUUGGAAGUGUUGUUUAUAUGCUUGUUUAUCCAGAAUUCAGUUGAAAUACUUCUGCUUGUUUUGAAAAUGAUGCCAUGUGUUAAUGUGAAGUAACUGAGUACAUGAUGAACGGUAGUUAGCAGACUGGCCCACAUAGUAAAAAUUUGUAGGGCUGAUGAGUAAAUCCCUGGAGAUUUUGAGGCAGAUGGUAUCUCACCAUGUUGUCUGGGACUUGUAAACUAUUAGCGUAAUGGAAUCUUUAGUUUUAAAUAAACAAUGUCAUCAUUUUUUCCCCCUUCUGUUUCUUUAGUAUCAACUUGAUGUAACUACAACAGUGUUUCUGAAGAAUGGGCAAGAUUCACUACAUAAAGUAAAACAAAGUCCCAAAUAUGUAACUUUUUUGUUUGUUGAGAAGCUAGCAUGAAAUAGCACCUGAAAUAUCUGUUAUGCUAAAUGAUAAGGUGUUAACCUCUGCUAUAAGUGGUUACAUAAUCAUGGUGUCUACUUGUAAUUUACAACUGUUUACAUAUUUUUCUUCAUUCUAGAGUUAGGUUGCCAUUGUGGGAUGCUGUAUAACAAACAUAGCAUGGCUCACUCUUGGUAUCAAGGAAAAGGCUGCAUUUUAUGGAUCUCUCUCCCAGGAAAUUCAGCAUGCUGCCUCUUCCAUUUAGAUGGCCUUUGGAGAUCCUUUUAUUCCAUGGUUUAUAUUCCACUUUAUAUGGUUUUAAAACUUAUUCUUGCUGGCUCUUUGGUUUUUGCUGAUGUGUUUUAUAAUCUAUUGGAUACUCUAGAUACUGUGUUUUAAUUGUUUUGUUAUUUCAUAAUUAUUUUGGUUACAUGAGCUGCCUUACAGGAAGCAAUUUUAAAGGUAGGGUAAAAAUACUUACAUUCAAAUAAAUGAAUAAUAUUGCUGGGGUUUCAGCAUACAUUCAGAAGGAGAAUUGUAUUCAAGGAUACUGUUUUCCUGGAAACAGGACUGCCGCUUCCAGCUGGUAUACCACUGGCCUUCCCACUGAGUAAUUUCCUUGUUGCUAACAAAGAGAAGUAAGGCUUCUGAGAUCUAACACUGUCACCUGUUCUCAUUUCAGUGAUGUUCUGGCACUGCCCAUUUUCAAGCAAGAAGACUCCAGCCUUCCACCUGACAGUGACACAAAACACCCACCAUUUCAGUAUGUUAUGUGUGCUGCAACAUCUCCAGCUGUCAAACUACAUGAUGAAACCCUUACUUACUUAAACCAAGGUUAGCAUUGUUCCUCUGAGUAGACUUCUGCUGCUCUUGUAUAUGGCUACAUUUUAAUAAAUUUUAAAUGUCUGAAAUAAUAAUCGUUGUUCAAAAUACUUGCUCAUUGUAAAUAUCUGUGCUUGUUUUGGUAUCCUGGUAUGUAUAGAGACAACAAGGAAAGGCAUUAGAUUUUAUAGUUAUGAAACUGGAACACAAACAUUUCCAUUAACAGGAAAUGUGUGGUUUUUUUCUAGAUGCUGGCUAAUCCCAACAUCAGAUUGAAUGGUGUUAUAUGAUAGUGUUCUUUGUUUCUCUUUAGGAAAAAACCAGACUUGAAGUUCUAUUGAGAAAUAACAGUUGCAGUCAAGGUUAAUAGUAUUGCUAAAUAAAAUAAAGUUUAGACUACGAAGAUAGCUUGUGGGGUAUGAAAUAAGUUUUUGAGGGCUCUUAGACCUCUAACAUUAUUUAUGCAUUGUUUUCGAUUCAAAACCUUCUGGCACUUAGUAUAUUCUCCUAAACGUUCCUUGGAAUGCUUGGUGUAAUUUUGUCAUCUUGGCAAUGUAGUGUUUUAGGAAGUGCAUUAAGUUAAGGAAAAAGUGUUCCUAUGAGAUUACCUAUGAUCCCCAAUACAUCGGCACAUUUAAGAAAAUGCAUUUCCUCAACUUAGUUCAUGGGGCGGGGAUUGUGGUACAUUGCUCUUUAAGCUGCAUUUAUAGCUGCUUUUAAAUUUCUGUAUUGGGAUAAAAUUUAUUCCAUAUGUUCAUUUUUUAAUAUUGGAAAAAACCCUGUUCUUUUGAUACUUUGAUGCAGUAUUUUAAUAAAUUAGAAUCAGUGUUCAUUGUCCUAAAUUUAAUACUAGAUUGAGGAAAGCGUCAGAUUGUCACAUAACUAUUCAUAGACGACAAUUUGUGUUAUAUGAAUGGGAAACACAAAAAGGAGAAUAAUUUCGACAUUUAUUUACUUGUACUAGGAUGGUUUCAGUCUGGUGACUACAAGGCUUGAUUUCUGUUACUGCUUCUCCAUCCCUUGUAGUGUGUUUUAAAUCACUGGUUGCUUACAGUUAUGUCCAUCCUGAUUUGUGCAUUGGCUUUCUAUAAGAGUGUAGGCUGUAUUUAAGAUGGCACUGUGGUUUUCAAGGCUCUGUUUGAUAUAGGCACAGACAUUCCAGAUACGUUGUAAGAACAUCAUUUAGAAAUACCAUGUGCUGCCAUUUUAAAUCAGUAGAUAAAAGGUGCAAUUUUUUGUCAGCAGAAUCUUUAGCUUAUAGUAGCUGUCUUCCAGUUUACUUUCCCUUCUUCUUCACUUUUGCAAAAGGGCCUAAAUAAUUUUCUUUCCCUCAUGCUAGAGGAGCUUUACAAUUGUGUAUUUUCCCUUUCAUAUUCCACUUUCCUCUUUUUAACAGAACAGUUUAAAAUUGUUUUGAUAUAAUAUAUUGUACUUCAGUGUCUUUGAAAGUAUUGCAGUAAAGUGGCAUUUGGCCAAGGGCACUACAUAAGUAAAAUUAUUAUUUUUUUCCCUUUGAAAGGUCAGUCCUACGAAAUCCGGCUGUUAGAUAAUAGAAAAAUGGGAGAUAUGCCAGAGAUCAAUGGGAAAAUGGUGAAGGUAUGUUGUUGGCUCAAUCCUGAUUCCUGUCUCUUGUGAUUCUAUGUAGCUAUUGGAGCUACUUCCAAUGACAACAACAUUUCCCUGUUUUGGCUCUUAAAACUGCAGCAAAGAGAGAAUGCAUCACCCACUUUCUAAUGGCAGAGGUUUCAGUAUAGGUCCGGACAUCCCCAAAACUUGUACAUGGCUAGACUACUGGGAUAUUCCAAAGAAUUCAUGUCAGUGGUGUAGGAUGUCAUUUUGCAUUUCCAGCAUUUCUUCCUGGUAACUUUUUAGACCAUCCAGGGCUGAGGUCUGAACUCCGUACUUCAGCUCUAAAUCCUCCUACCCCAAUUCAAGUAUAUGUAGUUCACUCUAAUGUAUAAAGGCAGGAACAGUUGAAUGUGAGGAAUCUAUAAGAAUAUGUAACCAUUAUUUAAUUAGCUUUUAGUUUCACUUUUCAGUUGUAGGAAGGAAAAAAUUACCUUGUGUAAAGUCUCACUAUUCAGAAUACUCAGCAGAAUUUAAUACAUGUGGCUUUGGAUUAAAAAAAAGGUUAUUAUACCUGCCUAAAAGGUGGCUCAGUACUAGUGAUGCUAUCAUAGCUUUCUGUAUUUGAGAUCAGGUAUGAGCUUUUGGAACUUUUACAACACUUUAAAAUUUGGAUUGUUUCCCCUUUCUGCUUAUUCUGAGCUAGUCUUGACAUGGGGUGAGGACACCCAUCACUAUUCAGUACCCAAAUAGCCUUCACUCUUUACUUGUGAACUAUUCUCGCUGAAAAUCCCUCUUAGACAGACGAAAACUAAUAUAGAGACUGAAUUAUGAAUUUCUAAACAUCUAGGGCUUCUUUUAGUCACAACAGCUGUGAAUGUUUAUCACCUUAAGAAAAACAUACCCUAAGCUGCCUGGCAAGUGGGUGAGGAAACUCCUGGCUCUCAUGAUUCCCAGUCCUCCAAUCUGCUGGCGUUACCUGAGACUUCUAAAUCAGUGUUAGGGCUGCAGUCGACAAAAUAAUUUAGAGUGGAUGUCAUAGGGUACAUGAGCCCAUUUUAGUUGAGUUAUACAAGUAUAUUUCCAGCCUGGUUGUUUACCUCCCUUCUUGUUUUCUGAAAGGAAGAAUAAUAUUGCGAAGCAGAGAAUGAGGUGUAUGUUUUUUACUUAAACUGGGUGCAUAUUCUUACUCUGGAAGAAAUGUCCUUGAUGAUUAUUAUAUCUUAAAGCACAAGUACUGAGGAACUUGCUGAUGGAUUUAUUGAGCCUGUAACUGAUAAGUGACAUUUUCCUUACUUUGAAUACUAGUGCUACUUAACUGGUGUGAUAUUUACAAAAUUCUAAACUGAGUAGUCCAGUCAUAUUUGGAGGAUACCACAUGGCUAAUCUGGAUUAAAUUUUCAUUGUAUCUAGCUGAAUCCAGGUUACAGCUUCUAGUGAAUAUAUUUUUUAACAGGUUCUGUUUUCUAAAACCUGUACAGACUCACUUGCUCUCACAUCAGUAUCUCCCCCCUCUUCUUUUUUGUGUGUGCCCCGCUCCAGUUUUAUAUUGCUAACACAUAGGUUUGUCCAGUCCCAUCAGCCUGUAUAGUUUUUCUUUGAAAUCAAGGUAGCUCAGUUGGUAGAGCAUGAGACGCUUAAUCUAAAGGUCAUGGGUUUGAGCUCCACAAUGGGUGAAAUAUUCCUGGAUUGCAAGGAAUUAGACUAGCUGAUCUUCAUGGUCCCUUCCAACUCUAUGAUUCUGUGAUACCCCUUUCUCUGGUGCUCUGUGAGUUGCAAAUAAUUCAGGAACUUUUAUCACCCUGAUAGAGGAGAGAGUGCACAUAACCAGGUAGAGAAUCAUCACAAUGUUCAAAGUUAGUUUAAAACUAAGGUAUUGUCACUCUGCAGGCUAUCUGUGAGAAGCUCAUACCUAUGUAUACUUCAGCAUUCCUCCAAAAGGAAGCAUGGCUCUUGUCUGUAUGAUUUCAUUGCAGUAGGAAAAUUUGGGUGGGCAUAGCAUUGGCACAUUUUUACACUGCGAACUAGAUAUCCGUCAUCUUUUAUUUUAGAGUAUUAUAAGAGUUGUGUUCCAUGACAGAAGACUGCAGUAUACUGAGCACCAGCAACUUGAAGGCUGGAAGUGGAAUCGCCCUGGAGACAGAUUACUUGAUUUAGGUAGGUGUGUUAAUUAACAUAGCCUCUUCAUAUGAAGAGAUGAAUUAACAAGAGAAGUGUUAACUCUUCUGACGUAUAUAUAUAGUAGAAUUUGAAUUGUACAUGGUUUAAAUAAUGCAUUAUUACGUAGAUUACCACAAAGGGCGCGGUACAUGAAUUGUACAUGGUUUAAAUAAUUGUACAUGGUUAUUUAAAUAAUUUAAAUAUUUUCUUCUGACGUAUAUAUAGUAGAAUUUGAAUUGUACAUGGUUUAAAUAAUGCAUUAUUACGUAGAUUACCACAAAGGACGCGGGUGGCGCUGUGGGUAAAACCAGUGCCUAGGACUUGCCGAUCGUAUGGUCGGCGGUUCGAAUCCCCGCGGCGGGGUGAGCUCCCGUCUUCGGUCCCAGCUCCUGCCCACCUAGCAGUGUGAAAGCACCCUUAAAGUGCAAGUAGAUAAAUAGGUACCGCUUUAUAGCGGGAAGGUAAACGGCGUUCCGUGUGCUGCUCUGGUGCAGGCUCGCCAGAGCAGUGAUGUCACACUGGCCACGUGACCCGGAAGUGUCUGCGGACGGCGCCGGCUCCCGGCCUCUAGAGUGAGAUGAGCGCACAACCCUAGAGUCUGUCAAGACUGGCCUUUACCUUUACCACAAAGGGCAUUGGAAAUUCUCUCAUUCAUUUUGAGAUACCCUGUUAGUAACAAUUAAUAGAUGGUGUGAUCAAAGCACAAAGAUGGUAUUUUUAAAAAAAGAAAGACUUGAAACUUUAAACAAAAUUUCUGCAUGUUCAUUAUUGCUACUCUCAAUCUGUCCUAAGAGAACAUUAUUUAAGAUGAAAAUGUGCAAAUGAAAACUUCACUGCAUUGUUUCCCCCCCCAAAACUGUGUUUAUUUUAUAAAGAUAUUCCUAUGUCAGUUGGAGUAAUCGAUAUAAAGACAAAUCCAAGCCAGCUUAAUGCAGUUGAAUUUCUGUGGGAUCCUGGAAAACGAACAUCUGCCUUUAUUCAGGUUUGAAGAUACGUUUUCUUAAGAAAUGAUAGUCUUUAAUGGUGGGAAAUAAAUGUUGGUGAUCUUUAAUGAUUUAAAAGAGCUGAAACACAGUCCUCGCUCUUCUUAGUUGUAACAUCACUCUUGUGUACUGUAUGCAAGAAGUUAAAUAAUUGUCAAAAUCUUGAAAAUAAUUUUUUCUCAAAUGAAGAUUACAACUUGCUUACUCCCCCUCCCAUAAAAAAGAAAACUAAUACUAUAGUGACAAAUGAACACCAUAUUGUGGCUUUUUUUUUUUUUAACCCCUAGGUACAUUGUAUCAGCACUGAAUUUACACCUCGUAAACAUGGAGGUGAAAAAGGAGUUCCUUUUAGGAUUCAGGUUGACACUUUUAAACAGACAGAAAAUGGAGAAUACACUGAUCAUUUGCAUUCGGCCAGCUGCCAAAUCAAAGUUUUUAAGGUAAGAGAUGUUAAUGAACAGCAGGGAGGAAAUUGGCGUACAGAGGCUUGUAGUAUUUAUUUUUCUAAAGCUUGAUUUCUGUGUGUAAUUUAAUUUUUAGCCAAAAGGGGCAGAUAGAAAACAGAAAACAGACAGAGAAAAAAUGGAGAAACGAACUGCUCAUGAAAAAGAAAAAUAUCAACCUUCAUAUGACACUACAAUUCUCACAGAGGUAAUAAUACUGAAAUGUUUUUGUUUGCAGAGAUAAAUGGCGCAUAGUACACAUAACAUACUUUAAUCUAAGUAAUGAGUUAGAGUGUCAAGGGGUGGGUCAUAAGCUAAAUAUAUCUAAAAGUAGGCUUUUCAUUUGACAGAUGUCUUUGACAAAGAAACAAAGACCCAUAAGACUUAGGAUCAAGUAGAAAUAUAUAUUUUCUUAAAACAUUUAGCUUUGCUCAAACCUCAUGUACAUGUCUAAAAGCCCUUCAGUGCUGAAAGAAAAGUGUCUCAGGAUUUGUUUUGUUCUUGUCUGGUUUGAGCCCAGAGCUGUAUUUUAGAAGUUAUUGAAUUUAUGGGCAGAGCCUCACUGGGUUCUUGCAUUUCUUUUUAUUUAAACACCAGUGAGUUUCCUAUAGCUUUCUAACGAUUGCAGAAGUUUUUAAAAGGCUUUUAAAUUUUCCUCACUGUAUAAUGAAAAGAAAUUGAUCCACAUCUUUGGUGUUUGUCCAGAUGAGGCUUGAGCCUAUAAUUGAAGAUGCAGUUGAACAUGAGCAGAAAAAGUCCAGCAAGCGGACUUUGCCAGCAGACUACGGUGAUUCUCUGGCAAAGCGAGGCAGUGUAAGGGACUUCUGCUUACUUUUCAUUGUGCAAGUUAUCUUGUGCAGUGUUAGAUAUAGGACCAAUUUCCAUCACCCAAGAUUAAAAAACAAGGAUUUUGUCUGCCUUGGCUUAAUUUUGUGCACUUUCGUUUACCCACAAAUUACUUCAUGCUUGUAUCUUAGUGAGAAAUACUUCCUAAAUCUAACACAUAAAAAUGUCAGCAGGCCUGUGACUCUUAAUAAAAGCAAGAGCUUCAGUUUACACCUGAAAUGGCUUUAUUGAAUAGCUAUGUUCUUAACAACUGUUUUCUCUCCUGUAAUUAAUGGAAUGAGAAGUAGCAAUAUCAUUCAGUUGAGAUGUAUUUUUCUAUAUUUUCACAUGCAAGUUUCCACAAACUAUUUUUUUUUUCAUGGCUCUGUGUUGUCUAACUAUUUGCAGUAAUAAUACUUAUAAUACUUUGCUUUCCUUAUUAAUGGCUUUCCAUUUGUUAAUACUAUUGUUAAAUUCCUAAAUGAGCUUGGCCUAAUCAUGUAUUUGCUCAAUAUGCAAAUAUUUAUAUGAUACACUUCUUAAAAGUACAAACUGACAGUUGAAUAAUGCUAUGCAGGCCUUUAUUCUUCCCUUUGUACACACAACAAAAUAGGCCUUCUCCAUUUGUUAGCAUGAAAGCAGCUGCCAGUGAAAGAGCCAGUUCAAGCAUAUCCAGUUGUUAAAAUGUCCUUGGCUUGACUGACAAUACAUUUGAAUGGUAACAUUCUCACUCCUGUGAACUGGCACUUUGAAUUUCAGCAGGGGCCCUAAUUUGACCCACUGUCUCUUUUCUCCAAAUCACAUGUACAUUCCCUAUAUCGCUAUCUUGAUUAUCUACUGUAAAAAAUAAGAAUUAUCUACCACUCACUCAUAUAAAAUAUCAACCCAACAAUGUAUAAGGUAAAGGUACCCCUGCCCGUACGGGCCAGUCGUGUCCGACUCUAGGGUUGUGCGCCCAUCUCACUUAAGAGGCCGGGGGCCAGCGCUGUCCGGAGACACUUCUGGGUCACGUGGCCAGCGUGACAAAGCUGCUCUGGCGAGCCGGCACCAGCACAGCACACAGAAACACCAUUUACCUUCCCGCUAUAAAGCGGUACCUAUUUAUCUACUUGCACUUAAGGGUGCUUUCGAACUGCUAGGUGGGCAGGAGCUGGGACCGAAAGACGGGAGCUCACCCCGCCGCGGGGAUUCGAACCUCCGACCAUGCGAGCGGCAAGCCCUAGGCGCUGAGGUUUUACCCACAGCGCCACCCGCGUCCCAUAUCAAUGUAUACAAUACAAUAAAAUGUAAGAUGCAGAAAAUCAAUACAAAAUGCCAGCUCAUUCUGAAAAAAUAAAAAGUAAACAACUGAAUAGACCUGUCUGGCAUAAAAAAUAAUAAUAAUUCAUGAGACAUUUGAAAGUAAGCCAUGCCAAAUCUCUACUGGAAGAGUAUUCCAGAGUGUGGUACCAGAAACGUAAGUGCCUGGCUUCUAGUUGAGGCCAGUCGGACUUCUGAAACAUAGGGGAUAUGUGAUAUUGAGUGUGGAGCAGGUAAAGUUGCGGCAGCAACUGAAUGGUUGGGAGCUUACAGGGUGCUCUCAGUUGUUCCUUUGCAGGCAGGCCUUGCUGAUCAGCUCUGUCAGCAGGCAAAUGACAGGUGGCCUUCAGGGAGGUGGGGAUUCAGCCAACCGGGCUGAAUAACUUCUCUAUCACUAAUGUAGCAUGGCCAACGCUUUCUGUCCCUAAGGUGUCAGUGGUGGAAAGCUCUUGUUGGCUUAUAGGAUGGCAAUCAUCACUGAGUGCUAUCUUGUGGUAACAAAAAAACCCCCUAAACCUUCCUUUUAAAAAGCCACUAAAUGUUUUUUGUGCCAUUCCUGCUCCUUCCACUAUAUGACAACCUGUGAAGUAGAUUGGAAUGAGAAAUAGCAGCUAGCCCAAGAUCAUCCAGUGAGCUUCAUGGCUGCUGGUGGUCUGAACCUGGGUCUUGCUGCUCUACACUGAAUUUUCCCUAGAAGUUUUCUACCCCCACUAGGCUCGUCAAGGUUUCACAUGAUUCUACCGUGUCCUCUUUUUCUCAUAGCUUUUGCAUUAAUGCUUUCAAUAAGGGUUUCAGCAGUGUCCUUUCAGAUAUAGUGAGAAUUGGAAAUCUGUUCUGUCCAGUCGUGACAAUAGCAGAAGACUAAAGAGUUCUUCUGAAAGAGCUGUUCAAACUUGUGCUGCAAUCAUUUAUACAAACAGUUGGCUCCUUUGGUUGGAAACAGAAGAAUGCAUAUCUGAGGGAAAGUAAUACAAAAUAGAGAGAACAUUUACAAAUAAAUCACUGCUAAGUUCUUGAGUAGAGGUCCAUGUAGUAAAUAGUGGUCAACAUCUAAAACUUUCGCUUAGAAUCAAAUGUGUACUUUAAGUGUAAUUUCAGAAGGCAUAAAGGCUACUGAUACUUUUAUCUUAAAUUUACCAUAAAUGUGCAGCCUAAAAAGGUAAGGGGGGUAGUAUAAAAAGUAAAGGGAUAGAGAUAGACAGUCAAAGCUUGUAUUAUCUUUUCAUUUUUAACUGACGGAGGAAGCUUUCUCUUUAUAAUUAUUGGUAUACAAUUCUACUGGGUCAUGGGAAGGAUUGGUUGUGGUGGACAAAGCAACAGGCUUACACAGGAGCAGUAGGAUGGCAGACCUCCACCCACAGAGAGAAAGAGAGAGAGCUCUGCAAAAUCUUAGUCUCUGGUAUUACCAUCCCAGGGACUAUAGGAUAGCACCCUUAAAAUUCAGUACCCUUAAAAUGCAGUAAUUAUUCAGCUAGAAUGCAUUUGCUUUAAUCCAGUGUUAAUUUCUGCUUAACUGUCAUAAUCUUGAGAAAAUUAUUGAUCUAAAAUGUCCCAUUUAAUCAUAGGCAGCAUGGAUUACAAUCUCAGACGGAAUAUCAUUCAGUUAGUAUAUUGAAAGCAAUCAUAAUGUAAUAUAAAAUACAUACUGUAUCAAAACAAAUGCUGAACCUUCACAUUUCAGGCACCCAGAAACUUUGUGGCACCUUCUUAUACUUAUUUCAGUUGUUGAUGUUGUUUUAAACUAUUACAUUUAAAGAGAAUAUAUCUUUUUUAAAAAAUUCUUAGAAUUCACAUCUGGAAGUAAAAACAUGCAAGCAUGCAUAUUAGGGUGUAGCUUCAGUGUGGGGUGCACAUCUUUGAAAUGCAUAUUUGCUUUGUCAGAAAUCGGAACAUGAUUUAUUGUUGCCCUAGAAUUGGGGCUUAAUCCCCAUCGUGCACCAAAGGCGUGAAAAACAGCCAGCUAUACAUGCCAGCUUCCCCCUCUGCUUUCUGUGCUUCAAUUGAGAUGAAGUUCUUUCCCUGCCUGUAAAGAGAGAGCAUGCAUUAAUAAUAUUUUACUUAGAAGUAAUGAUAUAUAAUAGUAAAUAAUAAAACACAGAACUCUGUGUUUCUCAGGCUUGUUGAAACUAUUUUCUUGUUGAAUAAAGAAAAAAAGCCUGUUGAGAAUGGUUCUGCUCUCUUUUCCCUAGAGGGUAUGUGUGAGAGAGGGAGAAGGGUUAUGAAAUUGGCAUUCAUAGCCUUCUUCCGAAUGUGCAUGGUUUCAUCCUGAUAAGAAAAUGCAGGUGGUAUUCCUCUUGAGUACUGGAUACUGGGCACAAACUGGAUCACUAUCACGUUCCUACUCUGUCAGUGUCCAAAGACAUUUGACAGAUUGCUUUUGAAAGUAGGAUGGUGGACCUUGGACUGAUACUGCAAAGGUAUGCAUGUUUCUUUUCCCACCCACCCUAAUCAUGCCAAGCUAGCAUAUGAUCCACCAAUCCCUUGCAAAUGAGGACCCUGGUAAGUUGUGGCUUCCAGUUACAGGGAAGAAUCUAAACUUGUUCAGCUGAACAUGCUUAGAAUCCUCCUCCAGACAUUCAAUGGUUCAAAGCAAUGCUUCAGAAUUAGAUAAACUAGGUCAGACCUUUAAAAAAAAACAACUGAUCAAGUAAUGCAUUCUGGAUAUAGGAGCUGGCAUGCAGUGCCCUUGGUAGGAGUGCAUGUUUCCUUAAAGUAUGUGGGAAAAGUUUCUCCCCGUGUUGUGUUGCUGUUUCCCCUCUCUUUCUGUGAGGCAGAAUGCAGCUUGCUAAAACUGGUUGUAGAAUGUGAAUGAGAAGUUCAAAAGUCCCCCUCCCUUCUUUUUUGUUUGCAGGAGAUCUAAAGUUCCUUGCCAUAUGAGUGAGGUUCUCCCCUUUCUUGCUUUUGGGUGCUUAACACUGUGCACAUUUGAGAUGCCAUAAAGUUUUGUGGACCUGCAUCUAAAUUUUUAACUUAGGUUUGUUUCAGUGCUAUUAAAUUACCAUGGCUUCCCUUAGGAAACCAUUGGAAUGAGUUUUUGGUGAGAGAUUUGUGGUUCCUUGUAGGCUUCUGUGUUCCCAUGGUUCUUUUGGAGGAAACCAUGCUAGUAAAGCUAAUGUACAUGAGCAGUUUCUGGAUAUUUCCUACAGAGUCAUCCAGCUAUACUGGAGCAACUUGAGCAGUGGUAAUGCGUGGACUUACCUUUAAAAUUUCCUGUUUUUGUUAGUCACUCACUGAAAACAAUCAGUUUAUGGAAUAGUUUAGAAAUGCAGGUUUGAACAGAUUCUGUUUGUGGGGGGGGAGUCAUUACUAAAUUUAUUAUCACAAUGCACGUAUAAUCUUUUAGUGACUUAGCUUGAGUUGUAUGCAUGCAUAGUAAAUAUAUAAUUAUAUGAUAAAAUAAGUGAGGACUGGUAGAGAACUUUUGAGAAAGUAAGAGUUAUGCUCUUGCAAAGUGAAGCCCAGCUUUAAUUAUAAAACUGCUGUUUUAAUGUUUCUCUUUUCUCUAGUGUUCACCGUGGCCUGAUACAUCUACUGCAUUUGUGAACAGUAGCCCUACCCCAACUCCGACGUUUGCCUCUACUCCACAUAGUACUACUUACAGUGUCCCAGACAGGUAUGCUUCUCUUCUAGCAUGACGUAUCUUAAAUCAAGAUUAAGACUGAAGAAAACGAUGCUGUGGAACUUGUAUGUGAUUUCCUUGCGUUUAAUUAUCUCUCUCGGGAUAAUCAGAUUACAAGAAAUUAUAAUUCAAAGCCCAAAGUUUUACAGAAAAAUGGAAGAGACAAGUUAACCCUUGUCAAUAUUCCUAGCUUAGUAGAGCAACAGAGGAUAUUGUGUUAUCUCCUGCUCUUAGUGGUACGUCCUCCUUUUUUCAUACCAGCCAUUGAAAAGUCUGCCGCUAUUUUAUAUUGUUUUGAUUAAGGUGUUUCAUGUAUUGUACUUUUAGUGUAUAUUGCUUUUGUUUUAAUAUAAAUAUUGUUUGCCACUUUGGAGGCCUUUGGACUAAAAAGUGGUAUAUAAGCAAACCAUAUCAUUCAGUCUCCACUGUAGACUAUUGGGGCUGGGGGGCAACUUGUACUUUGUCACAGGCAGUAAAAUGUCCUUUACCAACCCUGUUCUAAGUACAGCAUAAGGAGAAACAGCGCAGGUCUGUAUUACAACAAUAUUUUGUGGUCUUCAGUCUGGAAGUUGAAUCCUAUUGCAAGUGUGUGGCAGGGCUAUGUUGUAUUGUCUAGAGGUUAGUGUAAAAUUCUGCCAAUAAGACAUCACAAAUGUACCUGUUAUAAAAUUGCUGGCCAUUCUCUUCUAGCAGUUCAGUGCAGGAGAUGCUGACAGAUAAAUGCACUUUAAAACAGCACAUGCACUGGAGAUGGUUCCUAGUUGGAAUUCUAGCACUGAACUCCCAGCCUGCUUUGUUAAAUUUAUGAAGUUCCAUCCCAGCCUGAGUUUGCAGUGGGAAGUUUGCUGGCGGGAAAAUACCUGAGAGGAGUGCCUCUGUAUCACAGCCUUAGAGCUUCAAAAAAUAAAAGUAAAAUAAUCACGUAAUCUUCCUUUCCGCAUCCUUCCCUGUCUAGCAAUUCAUCAUCUCCAAAUCACCAAGGAGAUGGAAUUCCUCAAGUAUCGGGAGAGGUGAGUUUCUAAUGCUACCAGGAAUCCCACAUACCAUGUAGAUAGAAUGCAUUGCUCUUUGGCAUUCUGAGGAGCUGUGGGGUUGAUGAAAUGGGCUGGACAAAGACCGGAGCACGAGUGGUGGAAAUCUCACUCCAAAACUGAGAUAGAAAGCUGAUACAUUGUGUCUAUCACAUGGCCUUGAAGGCAGGACAUUACAGUUGACUGCAUGCAUCGCAUCCGCAAGGAGUCAGCUCCAGAGUUCCAUGUUGUAUGGGACUUGUUACUCCAGAUUUGGGGGGCAGACCCCUGGCGCACACAGUGCCUAGCUGCAAGUGGUUUGCAAGGCAACUGAAGGACAAGGUUGCUCCAAUUUGGAAUGAUUUAGAUGCUGCUGUUAAGCAAAUCCAGCCCAGUUGUCCAAUGCUUUGUCUGGUCCAGUGUUAUGGGAUCAGCUCCAGUCAGUGCAGCCUGAUGUGGACAAGAUCCUUAAAGUGAUGCAUCUGGCCAUGCGCAGCCUUCGAUCACUGCUCUUCCUGGCCAGAGUAGAAUAGCCAGGUGCGUCCAGGAUGUUACGAAAGCAUUGUUGCCUGAUUGGGUUCUGCCAUCUGCCCUUUAAAAGGCAAUGGUGUGGCUGAUCCUUAAAAAAUUCAACCCUGGACGCAAUGGUGUGUAAUAAUUAAAAGCCAAUUGCCAGUCAUCCUCUCAGGAAGGUUUUUGGAGAGAGUGGUGGCAAAAAAACUGCAAGUGUUCCUGGAUUUUGUUUUAUUAGUUAUUAUAAUGAGUAUUCAUAUUGCUUUAAAUGGUGUUUUAUUGUUUUACAGCACCCAGAUACUUUAUGAUAUAGUGGUACAUAAACACUUUUAGAAAGAAAAUAUUGUACUUUAAAAACCUAAGAGUGCAUAUUACCAUAUAAAAUGUAGAUUUUAGUAAUUUUUUUGUCUUCCCCCAGCAACUUCAUCCAUCGGCCACAAUCCAAGAAGCCCAACAAUGGUUGCUUAAACAUAGAUUUUCCACGUACACAAGGCUGUUUUCAAAUUUCUCAGGUACUUACAAGAUCAACUUUUAAGUUUGCUUGUUUUUCAAAGUAGCUCUUCAUCCCACGGGACUUCAUGUAUUUCUGAUAAAUAAGUCUAGUGAGCAAUAUAGAUUUAACAGAUAACUUUGCUAGUUAUCGGAAAUUCAAACCGAUUCCUUUUUUUCCUUGUCAGUUCUUUCCAGCAUUUUUUAUGGUUUUUAUUGACACACUUGCAGCAUCCCUUCUUUACUAUAAUCUUAAGAACUGCCUUGCUGAAUCAGGCUAAGGGUUCAUCCCAUUUCCAAAAGUUACUUCUGGGAAGUCCAGAAACAAGUUGUGCAAUUAGCAUCUUUCUCCUAUUUUCCCCCAGGAGCAAAGGAAUAUUUCCUCUUAAGCAUGAAGGUUUAACCAAGAAGUAGACAAUAAGUGUCCUCCAUGAAAUUGUCUAACCCCCUUUUAAAACAUCUUGCCACUGGGAUGUUUUGGGAAGUAACCAUGGUCAAUAUACUUUCCUCUGUCCUGUAUUUGUUGUUGAUCUAUUUAAUUGGGUGAGACUUCUCAUAUGAAAGUAGGAAAAAUAUCACAUCACACUAAAGUAUGUUGGGGUGGGAAACGGAACCAAAGUCCUAUCCAAGCAUGACUGAUAGCAAAGGAUGAUGGGAGUUGUAGUCUAGCAGCAUAUGUACGGGUCACAGGUUGUCCAGCUGUGCUCUACACAGUCAAUAAUUUUUAGCACUUCCACCAUGUCUUCCCUUAGUUAUCAUCUUCUAAAAAUCACCAAAGGCUUCCUUUAUGGGGAAGGUGCUCCAACACUUGAUUAUUUCUGUACAAUAUCUCUUUUGGGAUGCGCUAUAUAUGGUGUUCCAGAUAUGGCAGUUAUUUACAUAAAACCAUGAUAUUGGAAGUCUUCUGAAUAAUCUUGUGUCAUCUGCAAAGUUGGCUAUCUUGCUGCUCACUCCUGAUGCCAUGCCCUUUAUAUGACCAACUUAAUAGCAACAGUUGUAGCAUGAUACAAUUUGGAUUCUUUUGUACCAAAAAUUAUAUGAUUGUCUGCCUUCUCUAUGGAUUUGUCAAUGCAUGUUUCCUUAGGCUACUAGUUGAGUUGUGAGUGUCUGUCAGAAUUCAUCCCCACCAAAUAAUAUGCUGGAAGUGAACUUUCUGCCUUUUUUCAUGCUUAGUCAUUGAUCUAACAUGUCUUUGGAAUGCACACUCGUUGAGAGUAAAUGUGAGAUGCUGUGGAUAGUGAAAAUAGUGCAGGUUGCUGUUGCUACAGCCUUCUCUUGUUGUUCCUACCCCAGUCAUUAUUGUGUAGAGGCAUAAUUAGAACCUUAACACAGUUUCCUUUGAAUAUGGAGAAAGGAGAGAAAACACAGCAGCUUCAGUCUCUGCCCUAAAACAGCUGCUAUCCCAAGUGGCAGCAGCAAGACAAGAGAUAAACCACACAGAACCGUAACCUGAGAAACAGAUGUCACAGUUGAGACCAAAGCAGAGAAGUUGGAGAAGAGAAAAACAUAGUCCAGAGGGAAAACAAGAAUGUUUAAUACUUCCCCUCCCUUAACCAUUUUAAAUGUUAAUUGAAAGUUUUGGGGAGCUUUUCUAAAUGUUGGUUGCUACCCGAGGCGGCUAGCUGUAAGGAGUUUUGAGAUUUGUUGGCAGAAAACUGUAAUUGAAAAUGCUCUGUGGAUAUGACACACUAAUAUUAGGGGCUGGUGGGGGGAUCCUUGGUAGAUUUGAAUAUGCAUUGCUGAGGCUUGGAUGGGUGAACAGGAUGGAGUUGGUCUCACUCAGCUUUGCCCACCCAAGUACUCUGUGCAGCAUCAGGGAGAACUUGAUAGUUGAGGAGGGGGGUCUAUAAUGAAUCCAUCUCUCUCCAGGCUCUGUCCAGUUUAUGGGGAGGGCAGGAUCUAGAGUGUGUGUUCUUGGCACCCUGACCACCCUGUGAUCUUUGAAGGGUGGUAUGGAAAUUUAAUAAAUCAGAAUAAGAAUAUGAAUGCACAGUGAAUGAAGUGCUGCCCGUAAUGACAAAGUUGUCACGAAACUUGUUGCCACGAAACUUGUCCUGCCAGAAUUGGAAGGUUGGGCAUAUCUCCUUUCAGCUAAAUGUUUUGGAUAGAGAGGCCCUAAAGCAUUUGUUGAGAUGCACUUUAAGCAACAGUAGCAUAUUAGAACUGUGGACAUUGAAUUCUGAUCUAUAUCUUAUAUAGAUGCUAUUCUGCUUUUUUUCUGCAGGUGCUGAUUUACUGAAGCUCACAAGAGAAGAUCUGGUACAAAUCUGUGGUCCAGCUGAUGGAAUUCGGCUUUACAAUGCACUUAAAUCAAGGUAAAUAUUAUCCCUGUGCCAACUCUUGCUUGCAUCAGUUUUGUACGAAAGUCUGUUUUAGACUAGAGGGAUUUGGGAGAUAUUAAUUUAGAUUUUCGAUUGGCAUAUGCCUGUGUGAGCUCAUGCAGGAGUUGGAAGUACUGUGCUCAAAAGAAGAAUGUUUUGUUGUACACCUUCAGGGCAGGCCACAGAUAUGAUGCAGGCACUGAUGAGCUCAAAGGUAGACUGUAAGACUGGUAGCAAUGCAGUUGGGCAGUACUGAUUUCUUGAAGACGGAUGGGUUUGUUGCCAAGAGACAAAUCUUCUCAUUUAGGUGAGCUAUAACCAACCUAAAGUUCUUGAGGUCAUGGCUACUAAAUAUUAACAAUUGCAGAUUUCUAACUAUGAAUUAAGCUGGCAUAAUAGAUGAUGUUAACUUGCUGUUACUUCUGUUACUCAAGUAGUUAUAUUACAAAAUUGCACCAUACACCAGUGUCCUAAUUGCUUUAAGUUUGAAGAUUAAUUCACCACCAUUAGACAAUCUCAGUGGUUCUGAGAUGAGUCAUCAGACUAAACAAUCUUUGAUAGUUUGCCUCAAAUGUGAAGUAGUUUGUAAAGAAAAUAAGUAGUGUUAAAGUAACAAAACAUAAUGACGUACGUCCAUUUUAUUUUGUACAGGAGUAUUUAUUUUUCCCCCUUACAUUCCAGGUCUGUUAGGCCACGUCUAACAAUCUAUGUAUGCCAAGAGCAAUCAAGAAGUCUACAACUUGAAAGGCAGCAAGACUCAGGCAGUGGAGAGAGCAGGAAUGGUGCAAUAUAUGGUAUGUGUCUGUCAGGAGCUUAUUUUAGUAUCAACUGUAUUACUAUAUGGGACUAUAUUACUGUACAUUGGAGGAUUUAUUCAUCACUUACAGACAUCUUUAGGGCUGAAGGUUUUUUGAGUAUUUGUUUGGAACAAAUAAAAGUUAAAUUUCUACUCUGCCAGUGUGAGUAGUUUAUAAUGGACAGAACUAUUGGCGCUUCUGCAGUACAGAGAGCUGGUGUACACUUUAUGUGACCUAAUACACAGAAAAAUACUGGUGAGGAUAAACAUGAUAGAGUCUAUCAUUUGACAUGCCAAGAACAAAUCAUACCAGAUCGGCAGUAACCGCUCCCAUUUUUUUAUGUAGGUUGGUUAGUAGAAACAGAAAUGUAAAGUUGACAUAGACUAAAUGUACGCACAUCUUUUUAACUUGUCCCACAAUGCAGCCUUCUUAAAACAAACGUUUUAAAAGGAACUGCUGUUGACAGAUGGGGCUUGGAUUCGUAGGACCUACAUUCAGCUGAAGUGUAUGAUUCUAUAAGGGGUCCCAGAUGUGAUGCUAUUUAACAUUUUCAUGAAUGAGCUACGCAAAGGGCUCAAAUUUGCAGAUAACAAAAGUGAGGAAAUUGCAAACGCUAGAGGAAAAACUAAUUUUUUAGCAUCAUCUUUAUAUGAAUGUUAAGUAAAAUUGAGCUUAACAGGAACAAAUGAAAAGUGCUGCAUGAAAGGAUGAACAGAGUGUGAUGGUGUAAGGGCUGCAUCUAUUUAAAUCUUAUUUGUCUGGGUGAACAGGAUCUUAACCGCUUGCAGCAACUAGAAACCAUAGCAACUGCUAUGUACUAUGAAGUGGCACUGGAAAUACCUCUUUGCAGGAUGAUACAGAAUGAUGUGUGUCCCUUACAUAGACAUUGUACACUGCCCCUCUGGCUACGUGGAACUCAUUUAGAGCACCAUGUAGGCAGAACACACUUUGUCUUGGCUCAGUUCCAGGAAGUAAUGGGAGCCAUUGAUGGGUUAGGAUGCUCAGAUUUCUGUGGUGGCUGGGAAGUGUGUUUACAGUUAACGCAAGUGCACCAAGCCCCUUGAAUGAUAUGUAUGAUUUGGCCGCAGUUAGUAAAGGUAAAGGGACCCCUGACCAUUAGGUCCAGUCGUGACCGACUCUGGGGUUGCAGCACUCAUCUCGCUUUAUUGGCCAAGGGAGCCAGUGUACAGCUUCCGGGUUAUGUGGCCAGCAUGACUAAGCCGCUUCUGGCAAACCAGAGCAGCGCACGGAAACGCCGUUUACCUUCCUGCCGGAGUGGUACCUAUUUAUCUACUUGCACUUUGACGUGCUUUUGAAUUUAGUUACAUCCUGUUUGGAUUUCUGUAACACGGUCUUUGUGGGGCUGCUUUUGGAAAGUGCUCAGAAGCUUCGACUGGCUCAAAGAGCUGCAGCCAGAUUGCUGACCAUAUGGACUGCCUUCUUAGAACAGCUUCACUGGCUUCUGGUCUCUUUGCAGGCACAAUUCAGAGUGCUGUUUAUGCCCUGUAAAGCCCUACAUGGCAUAGGUCCAAGCUGUCUGAAAGACCGUAUUCCCUCAUGCAAACCUGCCCGAGUUUUGAGCUCUUCAGGGGAGGCUCUUCUCUCGGUCCAGCUACCCUCACAGGCACAUUGGGUGGGGAUGUGGGAAAGGACCUUCUCAGUGGCUGCUCCCAGAUUCUGGAAUUGGCUCCUUGGAUUUGUCCUCCUUGCUCCAUCAGGCUUUUGGGCACUGACUGUGAACUUUCAAUGAAAGGGUAGUGCUGUGUUGUUUUUACUGUAUUUGUAUGUUUUAAACAGAUAUUAUAUCUGAUUACAAUUUUAAUUCUAUCAAUUUUUUAAUUCUUUUCCACAUUUUUAAUGAUUCUUCUUUUUAUUGAGUCCUGUCAGGGGAAAAGGCAGGUUAUAAAAUGGAUAUAAUUAAUAAUAAUAAUAAUAAUAAUAAUAAUACACUGAUUUGUUUCUUUUGUGAAUGGCAUUUAGUUUUUUAGAAUACAGAUUCUAGUAACUUUCACAAAGAAAAUAGUGAUGGGAAGUCUAUGCUGAAGGAACAUUGUAGGAGUACUUUAAAAGGUAUUUUUAUUUUAGUUUAUCAUGCAAUCUACUUGGAAGAAAUGGCUGCCUCUGAAGUCAUGCGCAAACUUGCAUUGGUGUUCAAUAUUCCUUUGCAUCAGAUCAACCAGGUUUACAGACAGGGUCCUACUGGCAUCCAUAUUCUCGUCAGUGACCAGGUAAAUUACAUUGUUUUUAAUAUAUCUAUAUACUGGGCGCUCGGGUGAAGGGUUAGGACAGCCAUGGGCAUGUUGUUCAUAGUAGCCACCCAUACCCCAGGUCCCUGCUGUCAGAAUGGAAACCAUUCAAACUUCUUUUUGAGAUCCUUCUUGAACCUCCCACGAGCUUUAUUUUUUAAAUAAUCUCUAGAGUUCACAAUGCCUUGUUUCUGUGCUUGUUUAAAUUAAAGCAUAUGUCAGACAAGAGGUUUCCCCAAAAAAAGUUUGGGGCAAAUUUCAUAAUGGUGCUGCUGAGCCAACAAAUACAAAAACCCUUAUCAACAAAAUAUGGACUUUUUGGUGAUGACUUUAAGCUUGCUACCCCUAUAGCAGCAAAGCAGGAUAUUAAAAAUAAAAUUUAAAGAUUAAAUCUAAUUAACCAGGACUUUUUAACUAUGCAGUUCUCACCAUUUUAUUAUUCUAUGAAAUCUGAUUUUGGUCUAUUACAUUUUUUCUCUCUCAGUUGAUGUGUUGAGGGAGGCAUUUCUAAUUAUGCCAUCCCAAACUAUGCUGACAAUGUAUUGUAAAUGGGAGAAAUGCCAGAAUACCAGUAAAUCCAUAAUUUGUGUAUCUGCAGCAGGGAGAGGUGGAAAAUAUUAUUCAUUAUAUUACGUAUUGCUGCUAGGGACAGAUUUCUCAAAGGAAUUUUCCACUUUCCUUUUUGAACAGGGAGAAAUAUCUGUUGUUUGUUGAUGGGUGGGGAUACAUGAUUUCUGCAUUUGCCUUAGCAGCACAAUGGAUCAGACACCAUUUCUGUGUGCUGGGGACAACCCAUGCUAAAAUGUACUUCAGUUCUGUUUGUAUUUUUAUUAUGGCCUCUAACAAAUAAAUUUGAGUACCUAAUAUAUAUAUAAGGGAUUAUGUUUAAUGAGUGUUGGGUUAGAAAUCUAAAAAGUAUUGUUUAUUCAUAAACUCAUCAAUUUCUCUGCCAUUCCCCCAUUAACCCCCUAUGGUUCCCCUUCCCAAACGCAUUUCUGAAGCCACUUCGUCACUUCUGUUUUCUGCAGCUUUGCUUUGUGCCAGUUUUCACCUUCACCCCCCCAUGUCUGUGCCUCCACCACCACUCUUUUUCUGGAACUCCCUGCCAUUUAAUACAGAUCACCUUCUGUAUCUUCGUCCUUCCCACACCUUGCAGCUACGAAGCACCCUUUUCAACUUCCACCCAAUUAUGCAACCACACCCCCUCCUAUUCUGCAGGCCCAUUAAUGCCCCUGCUUUUAUCUUCACCCCUGUUGCUGUGCCACCUAAUCACUCCUGUUUUGCAACCCUCUUUUUUCAACUCAGACUUGCACACAGGCCAUCCCCAUUUCCAUGCUUCAUCCUCUCUCUUGUUCUGCAGCCCCAUUUAUGCCCAAAGCACAUGCUGAUAUGUAAUGUAGCUUUACGACAGAAUAUCCAAGAGCAAGCCUGCCAGUUAGCUUGUUCAGUUAAAGGUUCAGUUCAUGGCUGUUGUACAUAGGAGUGUUUGCUUGUUAAUGAAAUAUCUCUUUUAAAUUACUACACUGAACCUGGAACUUCAUUGUGUGAGCAUAUGGAAUAUUUGAGGGGGGUCUGCAUCUGUUAUUUCUCGCAUGGCGCAGUCGAGGGAUGGAAGUUGAAGAUGAAUGAAAAGGCAGAAGUAGAUGCUUAAAACAACAGCAGAAAUUUAAGUAAAGUUGGGGAUUGAGAGACACCACAAAUAUUCAAGCAGGGUCUGCACAAUUAUAUUCUUACAUUUGUAGAGAUACAAAGAUCCAGACACCCACACAUGGCCACAUAACUGUCACUCGUCAUUGAGCACAGUAGAGUUUUAUUUUUUAAAAAAUACCAUGCAAACAUGAUGACGACACUUUUUUACUAGAGCUCAGGUUGCUUGGCUCUCCUUGUGGCAAUUUUGGGUGAUGCAUGAAACUUAGGUACACUGCUAUGCAUGUAGCUGCAUUUAAUUGUCUUUCUUCCUAGAUGGUUCAAAACUUUGAAGAUGAAAGCUGCUUCUUAGUUACCACAAUAAAAGGUAUGCUAAUAAUAAUGGACAAACCCAGUGUUGAAAAUGAUACCCUUAGCUUAGUUUUAAAAACUGCCUAUGUGAUGCACUGGCUUCCCUGCAUUUUUUACUUACCAGUAGUUUUUUGCAGUACGUUAGUUAAAGCAGACUUGCAUUUAAAUGUUUUACAUUCAGUUUCUCUUUAAAUACCUUCCAUUAUUUUUGUUCUGAAAUUGAAUGUGUUUUAAAGUUGCAACCUGCUUCUCCUGAACUCGGGACUACUUUCAACCACUCUAUAUACUGCCAUUUAGAUAUCUUUCAGUAAAAGAAAAAGGAACUAAAACUAUUAAAGUUACACUUGAAAAAAUGUUUUCAAAGUAUUUAAUUUUUGCUGAAUGAGUCUUUCCAGAAUUGUGAGAUACUUAGGCAUAAGAACUGAUGACAUCUGUCUUUGUAGAGUAGAACGGAAACAGUCCUGAUUUCAAGGUCUUAUGGAACCCAUAGUUUGGCAGUUCAGUGAGCCCUAGAAAAUACUUUUUAAUAGCUUUUUAUAUUCAUGUGCUUUCAUUAUAAAAUUUUAUUAUAAAUUGAAAUAAUGGCUCCUUUUGAAUUACAGCUGAAAAUGGCGAAGGCUUCCAUAUAAUUUUGAAGUGAUGUUGCCAUACAAUAUAAUGGACUGAUAUUCCAGUAUAGAAUGAAGUCAUGCUCAAGAAUGACAAAUAACACCGUCUCUUCAGGGAUCUGACUUCACCGUAUAGAAUGUUUCAUAUUGAAAACACAAGGUGACCUUUCUAAUGAGCUGUUUAGUAGAUGAACUUCCCACUGCCAUAGCCAAAAGUCCUCAUAAGAGGUAACAAUGCCGGAAUAGCUAACGUACAGGCAUGGAAAAAAACAAAGGUGUUUGCCCUUUUUAAAAUUAAGGCAAGCUAUGGCCAGUAGAUGCAGUUUGUAGAAGCGUUACUGCUUUCCUAUUACACUGUAUCCAGUUUGAAUGUAAACUUAUUCUGGGCAUUUACCUUUCUGUGCCAGUUUGUCUAUUACUCGCUUGUACCUUUAUGCUGAUUUUAUUUUUUGAUGUUAGCAGAGCACAUAGUAAUUUGUGUGGAAAUAAGUAGUAAAAAUGAUAGCAAUCAGGUUUUGGGUCUUGAGAGUAAAGCUGUCAAAACAGCAUCCUCCGUGUAAAUUGUGUAUAAGCGUGAAUGUAAGAAGUGUAAAUGUCAAAAGGUGGACUUACUGAAAGUCCUAGCCAGAUGAAAAUUAAGCAUGCAGCAGACCGCAUCAUCAUCAGUACCUAUUUGAGAGGAUAAGAAGAAAUCCUGUGAGGUACAAUACUUUGCUUUGUAAUAGGCAUGUUACAGAAAAUCUGCCUAUGCAUCAUGUCUUUUUUAGUUUUUUCUAUAAAGCACUACUGCAGCAUUUCAAUUUCAAUGUUUCACUUUUUGAACCACACUAUUAAUAAUAGUAGUGAGUUGGGACUUCCUCAUGGAGAAAAAGGGAAUGUCACUGGCACCAAGGGACUAUUCUAAAGCAUUAAGCAGGAAUCUACAAACGUUGAUUUUGGUUACCGCUCUAGUUGAAGACCAGGAUCUUCCCAUGUGUGAACUGUUCGUUGCUUUUUUAUCUCUGACUGAUGUGGAAAACCAUAGUUACAGUGCCUCUUCCAUACAACCAAAUACUUGAUUAGCAGUUGCACAACUUAAUGAAUGAGCUGCAAAAAUGUCCUUAAAUGUUGGCUGAAGAGCAGAGAACUAUCGAAGGACAGGUGCACAUGUCUGCUCUGCAUUAAUAUAGGUUUGUGGGAGAUUCAGACAGAGAAUGCUGGUUGUUCCGUCAUGGUAGGUGGCUUGCCCCUUAAUCAAAUAGCUAAAAUCUUAACUGAUGUAGUGAAUAUUUGAAGGUGGGAAGAGCAGCAUGUCAAAUACUGUUCUUAAUUUCAUUCCCAUUUAUAAUUAUGCCUAGGUUAAGUCUUUCUGUUAAGAAUGUUGUUUCAUUCCUAGAGUAGGAUGAGGGCUUACUCCCCACCCCCCAUGACCUGGACUAUUCUGCACUGAUGGGGAAGGAGAGUAGAGUUUGUGAGCAUACUUAAUUGUUUUGAGUUUUUCUUGCCUAUAAAUUAUUUUGGUUGUACUCGGGUGUCUUCAAUGGACUUGAUGCAUCAUCUCAUUUUUCUAAUCUGUGGAGAAUCUGAAAAAUGUCACGAUUAAAUUAUAAAAGCUGUACAGUAGUUUGGUUCACUUGGAUUUAAUUAUGGCACCAGCAAAUUGCUUUUUGUUUUUAAAUAAGAUGUAUACAUUUCAAUUUCAGUAAAAACAUUUUCC